Molecule: messenger RNA, 6605 nt
Organism: Erpetoichthys calabaricus (reedfish)
Lineage: Eukaryota; Metazoa; Chordata; Cladistia; Polypteriformes; Polypteridae
Product: clustered mitochondria protein homolog
Exons: 27
Coding region: 342-5912 (1856 amino acids)
Biological process (GO): intracellular distribution of mitochondria
Cellular component (GO): cytoplasm
Molecular function (GO): mRNA binding; protein binding
Source: RefSeq, a predicted model, not a curated record
AGGUGGGCAGACAGCUGCAUUUGUGAAAGGUUGUGAACUUUGCUCGCGUAUCAUGGCGUGGGGUCACCAGGCUGAAUGAGACUCCGUGCUAAACUCAUACAAUGAGUGCACUUCUGGACGGCGCUAAUUCUGAAUACCUCGGGCUGCUGUGGGGCAGACAGCAUGGAGUUAACUUCACCAUCCAUCCAGCUUUGCAUUCCAGCUAUGAUGACAGCCUCAGGACACACGCCAUCGUUUUGAGAGCAAAGCGUGCUGUUCUGCUCCCCUAAACCAAAGUGCUUUCAGUCAGUGCUGGCUGAGAGGGAAUAAAGCGUUACAGACUUGGGAGAGCAAUCCGAAUAAUGGACCGUAGUCCUUUGGUAAUGCAAAUGGGCAGUGGACGUGAAGAAGCAAGCAUGGAAUUAGGUACCAUCGAUGGACGGAAUUCACAGGCUGCGGAUGCCAAGGGCGCUGUGUUUCCCGUGAAGAUCAAAGUGCCUGGCAUGGAUCCAUUUGAAGUGCAGGUCAGCCAGCAGACUUCCAUUCACAAGGUCAUGCAGGCUGUGAUUUCGCGCCAGGACUCUUGCUGUAGGACGUGCUUCUCUCUGCACUUUGGCGGCUCAAUCCUGGACCCCCAGUCGGAGCUGGGUGCUGUAGUGGGCCUCGGGCCAGGGGCUGAACUUAAACUGGUUGAAGAGCUGUACGCUUUACAGGACGCCCGAGCUCAUGUGGCCCAUCUAAUGCGACUCUUACGAAGUCAGGCGGCAGGUGAUCCUUACAGACAGCAAGCUUGUCAUUCCCUGAGCUUCCUGGAGGAGGUCCUGAAGGGACAUGGAUGUGAGCCUAAUUCCCCUCCGGUCAAUGGUAGCCGGAGUAAAUGGCCAGGCUCCCUCCCUGGAAGUGACCUUUCCGACUGCGUGGUUCCUGACUACGUAUUGCCUGGCUGCAAGGAGCGGCCUCUUCUGCCACUGCAGCCUCCGAGUGCAGAAUCCAAGGCUCCUCCAUGCCUGCUCAGCUUGAUUGUAAGCCAGUGGAGCCCACCUCCAGGAAACAGGAAGCUGCAUGGGGAUCUGCUGUACCUGACUGUGCGCACGAUUGAGGGCCGGAGCGUGGACAUCACGGCCUGUGCACGUGGCUUCUAUGUCAACCGGUCCAGCUUGGAUACCUUUGACCCCACCAUGGCAUCUCCUGGUCUACUCAGCCAUUCCCUUUCAGACCUGCUUUCUCAGCUCAGCCCAGCUUUCAGAAGGGGGUUUGCACUCAUCCAGAAAAGCAGGUUGCCAAAUCACAGCCUUGACAAGAUGGAAGUCCCCAAGCAGAUCUACAGCUGGACAUCUCCAAGGAUAGCCCACAGUGCAAACUGGGAGCCCUGCAGCCUUGGACUGGGCCUGGAAUUCCAUGGCUCGGAACAGAUCAGAGACUGGAAUGAGGAGUUCCAGACGGCUCAGGAGCUGCCCCAGACCACCCUGACGGCCCGACUGCUCAGAGAUCACUCCUUGUUCAAGGUCAACAGUGAUUUUGUGCUGGAAGCCACUCGUGGGGCAGUAGCAGCCGUCGAAGGGAGCAUCAUUCCAAUAAACCCAAGUGAAAAUCCCUGCCUGCAUGUCUUUCUGUGGAAAGGCAUCUUCUUGAGUUUGGCAUCAGAUGGUGCUGUAGGUCGUGCUGUACCGAGAUUGGACCUGGCAGGAAUUCAGGCCUACAGCGGCCUACUGGAAAUGGCAGACAGGCUUCACGCUCUGGCUACUUGCAUCAUUGACUACCGUGGUUAUCGUGUGGUAGCCCAAGCUCUGGCACCUGGUGUCCUGGAGCGUGGAGUAGAGAACCGUAUUUUGUAUGGCUGUGCCGAUUCCGGACAUGGCACAGCUGCCAGUAGGAAGUUUAUAGAAUUGCUGGGACAAGCGGCAAAACCACUUAGGAUACAGAAACAUGGUGUCCUGCUGUCAUCUGGAAAGCAAAUUAGCAUUUACUCUUCAGCUGACUGCAAGGGCAUUGUGGGCAACGACGGACGGUACUAUAUCUUAGAUCUCUAUCACACGUAUCCCCCAGACCUCAAUUUCCAGCCCCAGAAUCAAGAAAGGGAUGGCACCUCCACAGGUGGUCUUCAUGAGUUCCCUCAUCAAUUCUACCGUUUGCGCCCAGAGGUCAUUAAGAGUUUCGUCCAGCAAAAAUACACCCAGUUCAUGAGGAUUGUAAUGGAGAAGAUGCAGGACACAGCGGAUGAUGGGACAAAGUCCUCACUGGAGGCCGGUAUGUGUGCCAGCUCUUUCAAACCCGCUUUCCAUCACAUUGUCACUUCAUUUGUCCCCUCCUUUGUAGUCUCUGAUCUACCUUCUUGCCAGCCAUUAAUGGUGGUUUGUAUCCAACCAAGAAACAGGAUCUGGAUCAAGAGAGGAAAACAGCUCAUUCGAGGACAUGACUCUGAACCAAAGGGUGUGGAUGCAGUGAGGGUUGCCUGCAAAGAGGUGGGCUCAACUAGUGACAUCAUGUUUGAGAUCCGUUUUAACCCCGACAUCAACUCACCGGGUGUGCUCUUUCCAGACUCCGAAAAGGAGGCUCUACAGAAGCAGAUGGCUUUGCUGCGGCAGGCUGCGGACUUCCUGGUUUCUGAGCAGAUUCCAUCAUUUAUUACGGACUGCCUGCACCACCGCACUGUGCCUGUGGAUGGCAGCACUAUAACAGCAGCGCUGCACCAGCGAGGAAUUAACCUGCGCUACAUGGGAAGAAUUGCGCACCUCAUCAGCGAAUCAGAAAGCAAGGAGCGGCUGCAGCACAUCUAUCGGCUCCUCAUCUGUCAGAUGGUGACACGGUCAGCCAGACGAAUCUUCAACCUCUACCUGCAGGGUGUCAACGUAUCCAACCUUUCUGCUGCUGUCAGCCAUUUCCUCAAUUGUCUUCUGGGCUCACCUCCCAGUUCCCCCAACUCAGAGAGUGGAGAAAGCAGCGGAGCUCGCAAGAAGAAGGCACGGCGCAAAGGGCGCAGCACUGCAGGGAGUUUGGAUGCCACUGCCUGGACAACACUGACACCAUCUGAGCUCUGGGCUCAGCUUCUACAGGAUGCCAAAGAAACCUUCCACUUGACGACACACAUAGGUGAUCGAAUUGACCAGGUGGUACUGGAGACGGGCGUACAAAAGGUGUCUCUGCUGAGGGAACUCUGUCUGAAGUGUGGAAUCCAGCUCUUGUUACGAGAAUACAGCCUUGACAACCAGCAAACUCCACCGUUCAACCCAGAGGACAUUGUCAACAUCUUUCCUGUUGUGAAACAUCUUCAUUUUCCAACCAUUGAUGGGACCAAGAUGCUUUGCCGAGCUCAGGCUAGCCUGCAACAAGGUUGCCUAAAAACUGGUUAUCAGCAGCUACAGGAUGCCCUGGCCCUCUUCAACCGCGUCUAUGGAUUCUUGCAUCCUGACCCCUGUUUGUGCCUCCAAGGGCUGGCAAAAAUUGCUUACAUUGCUGGCAAAUACUCAGAGGCGGUGAUCAUGCAGAAGAAAGCUGUCAUCAUCAGUGAGCGAGCCUGGGGCUUCGAUCAUCACAACACUAUCAAUGAAUACGUCUACCUGGCCCUGUACUGCUAUGCAGAUGGAGCUGGAGCAGCAGCACUGCGACUGCUGGGCCGAGCACGGUACCUUCUGCUUCUUGUUCACGGAGAGGACCAUCCCUUCACUGCCAUCAUAGAUGCAAGUAACCCUAGAAGGAUUUUAUUUUUUUUUCUUUACCAGCUUGUCUUAGGAAACCAUGCUUACUGCCUUGCUGGAUAUUGUGAACAAAUACAGUGCUCACACUCAGAAUAUAGUCAGAUUCAUAGCAAACAAGCUGAGCACUGCUCAUGGCGGAGGAGCAAUAUUGGACUAGUAGUCCAGGGGACACAACAGACAGAGAUGGCCAUUCGCUUCCUGCAAAAUGCUCUUAUCAUCAACAAGAAAUUCCAUGGCUCAAAGACUCUGCUCACAGCCUUAAGUUACCACUUGCUUGCACAAGCCUGCUAUAAUAAGGGGGACUUUCGCAGUGCAGUAACCCAUGAACGUGAAGCAUACAACAUCUACCAGGAGCAGCUUGGAAAUGGCCAUGAGCGGACCAAGGCGAGUUCUGACUUUCUACACUUUGCCACCGAGCAGGCUGUUCUUCUGCAGCGGUCUUAUGACCAGAUCAACAGAAAUGGCUCCUGCAUCAACAUUCCUCCCGUACAGAUGGCAAUGCCCAUUACGGAAUCCAAACUGGAACAACUUGGAUUAAUCAAUGGCUUGCUUUAUGUCACAGAUAUCAAAACCAAACAGGCUCAUGUAAACCUACAAAAUGCAAAGGAAACUGAAUCAAUCUCAGACCUUCAUGAAGAAGUAAAGCAGAGUACUAGGGACAACAAGCCAGAUCAAGAAUUGCAGGUCAUUUGGACAGAUAAAGGAAUCACUGGUUCAGAACAUGGGCUUGAAGAAGUCAACAAGGGAGACGGAGAAAAUUUUAAACAGGACAAGUCUGAAAAGCAAGGCAAUUGUACAAGAGAUCAUGGGAGCUGUGUGCUUGAAAAGACAGAAAAGUGUAGUUGUGCUGAAAAUAGUAAAAGCAACCCUGAAAAACCGGGAGAGGUUGAGGAAGUAUGUAUAAGUAAGGAAAUUCUAGAUGAAAGUAGGAAAGUGGGAAAAUCCAGGCCUAUAGAUAUAGGCGAGGACAAAAAGAGAAACAUCAUAGCCUAUGAAUCCGAAAAUUUGGGAGAGGACAGGAGAGAAGAUUCAAUAGAUAGCUUCCCUAGGGAAACUCCAAACAGCAGUAAAAUGAAUCAAAAAGCGGAUGGAAUAAAAGAAAUUGAAAACAAUGUAAAACACAACCAUGACAAGACUAGACCAGGAGAGCAUGGAAUAGAUAAUGUAUUGAAUUCCAAAAUCUGUAAAACAGAAAGUACAGGAAUUAAAGUAGCACAUUACAACAGAAACAAAGCCCAGGGUGUAAAUGAAAAUUUGGAAGGUGCUGUCAAAAAGGAAUUGGGAACAUGUCAAAAUGCGAAGGUAGUGAUAGUUGCAGGACAUGCUAAAGAACAGCAGGACGUAGACAAGAGGAGGGCCAGGGAAGUAGAUUCCAAAGAUAUGUCUAAUGGAAAGGAAGAACAAGAUAAGGAUUCCUUUGAAGGCAAUGAAAUAAAAGAGCCAAGAGAAAAUGGUAGCACUGAUUCUGUAACAGUUUUAGCACUAGACAUACAAAACAGAGAAAAAAGAGAUCCCAAAAUGGAAAGCCCUGAAAGCGUCACAAGACGAGGAGGAAACCCUAACAAGGUAGGACCGGGAGUGGCUGGUCAGAAUGAGGGCAGACCUGAAGAGGUUCAAGUAAUUGAGGAUCAGAAUCCCAAAGAAGAUGUGUUGCAAACUACAAAAGGAGAGCAAGGAAGUGAUUUUAAGGAUCCUAGAGAGUUGGGUGGACCUUUUGAAAGAAAGGAGAAAUCAAAAAAUACUCUCAAAGAAGGUGGAUGGCAAGAAACAGGGCAAGACCGUGAUGGGCAUCUCCAUGAGGACGAACCAGAAGUGUCAAGUGAAAAUACACCAGUAAAUGCUAACACCGUUUUACCAGAAGAGUGUAGGAAAUAUGAUCCAGAGGUGAAGGGAUUAGAACAGACAAAAGAAAAUUGGAACGGUAGACUGGAAGUUAUGGAAGAAAAUGAUGCUAGCAGUGGUGUUCAAGAAAUAAAGGGAGAUGUUGAAAAAAACAAUUUCAAAGAGGGUGAAUCUAAAAGUGCAGCACAGUCUGGAAAUGUAGAACUGAUGCUGGAUGGACAGGGAGGGCGGACAGAAGUGGAGGACAGAAAUGUUAAGGAAGAGGAAUCAAAGGGAGUAAGCAGCAAGAAGACUGUUGACACUGAAAUGUGCAUUGAAGGCGUUGCCAAAGAGAGAAAUUUGAGAACAGAAUCCGUUGUAGACGACAUGUAUAGGAGUUGGCAGACCCCCCAAUGAAAAUUUAUUAGGGCAGAUGGAAUUGAAGGGAGUGAAACUAUAGAAUAAUGUGACAAAAGAAAAAUCAACAAACGUACGUGAGGAGCUACUCAGAAGAGUAACAACUUGAAAAAGAGGCAAUCGACCCACCAUCUUAUUUGAUGUUCAGAUUUGUGGUAGUAACAAAUGAGCACAAGCUCUGAUCCAGCCUUCCACUCUAAUCAGGAUGAAGCCCUGACACAACAAACGUUUUCUGUUAAGAAAGCACUGGCAUCACAGCAGCCUAGUUAGAAAGAGACGGAAACACCUUAAGAAAUGUCUUGAUCUUAUCAGUUAAGUUCACAUUUAACACUGUGCGGCUCAGCUGCUUUCCUUUAAAUUAAACCCAAUCCCUUGAAUACUUUUAAGCAAGGCUGCCCUGGCAAACAUCUUGAAGUAGAAACAAUGAUCAAAUCUUUUUGUAGCUUACUGCCAUCUAAGGUUUAAGUUUUCUAGUUUGCUGAUGGAAAGCCUGCUUGUGUUACUAGCAUUAGGAUUGUGACCUACACCAGUAGUAUGUAUACAAAUGUUUCUACCCUGACAAUACUAUUGUAUAUAUCUAAAUAGCUGGAAUGAAAUAAAGCUACCCAACAAACAACUGUUGUACCGUUUUCCUUCCCCCUGCCCCACAAUUUCACUAAACAGCUCUUCAGUGGACUUUCUCUUUUCUUAUAU